AUGCAAAUAAUCCCACAUAUUGGCUUGUCCACUACAGACAUUUUAACGAUGGUGGGAUCGGCGGUUCAGAAAUCGGCAUUACUGCUAUGUGGAGAUUACAUGGAAGCCUAUGAGACGAUGGUCCCUCUCUAUGUCCUCCAAUCGUUUGGCGUUAGCGUUCACUGCGUUUCACCCAACCGCAUCGCCGGCGAUCGCUGCGUUAUGGCGGCCCACGAUUUCUUGGGCCUCGAGCUAUACACCGAGCUGGACGUUGACCAGUUGACUCUAAACGCCAACUUCGAUGACGUCACCCCGGAGAAUUACGACGUCAUCAUCAUCCCCGGCGGACGUUUCACGGAGGUUCUCAGCGCCGACGAGAAAUGCGUCGACCUCGUGGCUCGAUUCGCCGAGUGCAAGAAGCUGAUCUUCACCAGCUGCCACAGCCAGGUUAUGCUGAUGGCUGCCGGACUCCUCGCCGACGGUGUGAAAUGCACUGCCUUUGAAAGCAUAAAGCCUCUGAUCGAGCUCUCCGGCGGCGCGUGGUGGCAACAGCCCGGGAUCCAGAGCAUGUUCGACAUCACCGAUUGCGUUAAGGACGGGAAUUUUGACUAUGUAGAAGAUUAUGGGAUCAAUGUACCAUUUAGAGCACUCCAAGCUUUAGGAUGUAAAGUGGAUGCAGUGACACCGAACAAGAAGAAGGGAGAGAUGUGUGCAACUGCGGUUUAUGAUCUUGAAGAAGGAAGGCAGCUUCCUGCAGAGAAGCGAGGACACAACUUCUUUGUGACUGCGUCGUGGGACGAUGUAUGCGUUGAUGAUUAUGACUGUGUUGUCGUCCCGGGAGGGAGAUCACCUGAGCUACUGGUGAUGAAUGAAAAGGCUGUUGCUUUGGUUAACAAUUUUGCGGAGAAAGAUAAGAUCUUUGCAGCUAUUGGACAGGGUAAAUUGCUUCUUGCAGCCACCGGUGUUCUGAAGGGGAAGAGAUGCGCGAGUGGCAAGGGGAUGAAGGUGAUGGUGAAGGUCGCUGGAGGUGAAGCUGUUGAGUCAGAGGGAUGUGUGACUGAUGGGAAGCUCGUGACCGCUGCAUCAGUCUCUGAUCUGCCUCCCUUUGUGUCUGAUUUAUCAACUGCUCUUGGUUUCUCUGUCAUGUUCUAA
Messenger RNA from Thlaspi arvense, 1131 nucleotides. NCBI's taxonomy places the organism in Eukaryota, Viridiplantae, Streptophyta, Magnoliopsida, Brassicales, Brassicaceae. The record is from the annotation of a GenBank genome assembly.